Molecule: messenger RNA, 155 nt
Organism: Perkinsus marinus ATCC 50983
Lineage: Eukaryota; Perkinsozoa; Perkinsida; Perkinsidae
Exons: 1
Source: RefSeq, a predicted model, not a curated record
UUCUUCCACGACGUUCUUCCUCUGGAAGCAUUGGUACGAGAAGGGUCAUCCAGGGAAGUGCAAGGACAUCAUCUUCGGUUGUUAUGAAUGCAGCCCUGAAGUUUGCAGUGAGGGAAAACUUUAUACACUACGUUUCGGACAUGGAGCCGAAGUAA